Messenger RNA from Platichthys flesus (European flounder), 2479 nucleotides. It is a transcript of the gene mipa, whose product is annotated as major intrinsic protein of lens fiber a. Gene Ontology annotation, cellular component: plasma membrane. The transcript is spliced from 4 exons. NCBI's taxonomy places the organism in Eukaryota, Metazoa, Chordata, Actinopteri, Pleuronectiformes, Pleuronectidae. The record is from RefSeq and is a predicted model, not a curated record. Gene Ontology annotation, molecular function: water channel activity. Bases 358 to 1149 code for a protein of 263 amino acids. Gene Ontology annotation, biological process: transmembrane transport.
CUGCAGGACAUGCUUAACGUUUGUCCAUCCAUGUACUUCUACUAACGACCAGCAGGACUGGCACAUAGAUGCACAGAGACUGGCGUGCUGCUCCACUCAGUAGCUCUCUAUGACAGAAAUCAGAAUUCAGUAGGUUGGAUGAAAGUUGCAUGUUGAGCAGUUUAAGUGUUACUGCAUCUAGCUUUAGAGACGCGGUGUCUGUUUGAGGGCGAAUUUUUGUCAUUUGAUUUAUUUUCUUCGGUCUCCAACUGUCUUUUUUUGUGCAUGAGAGGCAUCUCCUUUUAGUUGAUUAGUUUGUUCAUCUUUUGACUUCUCAUCCCUCCAUCGCUCAGAGAUUGUUUUUUGACCUUUUGCACCAUGUGGGAGUUCAGAUCUAUGUCGUUCUGGCGGGCGGUGUUUGCCGAGUUCUAUGGCACCAUGUUCUUCGUAUUCUUUGGGCUGGGGGCAGCCCUCCGCUGGACCACCGGGCCGCUUAAUGUCCUCCAUGUUUCAUUUUGCUUUGGGCUGGCGGCUGCCACCCUCAUCCAGUCCAUUGGCCACAUCAGCGGAGGUCACAUUAACCCAGCCGUUACGUUUGCCUACCUGAUUGGCUCCCAGAUGUCCCUGUUCCGUGCCUUCUUCUACAUCAUAGCCCAGUGUCUCGGAGCAAUGGCUGGUGCUGCCGUGCUGUAUGGGGUCACACCCAGCAACAUGAGGGGAAACCUGGCACUCAACACGCUGCAGCCAGGCAUCAGUCUGGGCAUGGCCACCACCAUGGAAGUCUUCCUCACCCUGCAGCUUGUUGUCUGCAUCUUUGCUGUGACUGAUGAGAGGCGCAACGGACGUCUGGGCUCUGCUGCCCUCGCCAUCGGCUUCUCUGUGCUCAUGGGGCAUCUUCUCGGGAUGUACUACACUGGAGCAGGAAUGAACCCAGCAAGGUCCUUCGCCCCUGCUGUCCUGGUCAGGAAUUUUGUCAACCACUGGGUGUACUGGGUGGGUCCCAUGAUCGGUGGAGCCCUGGGUGCGCUGCUGUAUGACUUUAUGCUGUUCCCCCGUAUGCGAGGCCUCUCCGAGAGGCUCGCCACACUGAAGGGCAUCCGGCCCCCGGAGGCUGAGGGCCAGCAGGAGACCAGGGGAGAGCCCAUCGAGCUCAAGACACAAGCUCUAUAAGUCCUGAAUAGAAGAUUGGUUUUCUGACCCCUCCCCACACAUCCCUCACCCAUAACAUCUCACUCUGCACCCUCAGUUCCCGGUCCAUCCUCGGCCUGUUCAGCGUCUCUGCACACAUACCUCCUCAGCGUCUAUACAAAUGCUAACACGUAUACCGAACUCCUAAUUGUGCACCCACAACUGAAUUAUAUCCAAGGGGCACCCACAGCCCUGACCUUCUCGCCUGAUUUUGCAUCUACUCACCCUUCCUCCUCCCACCUCCACCUCCUCCCUUGGACUGCAGGACAAAAGAUGGAGGGUUAGAAGAAGACUUGCCUCUGAAGGAAGCACCCUGUGUCCUGCGGUGUGGGUCAGUCAGUCACUUCCUGGCUGUGACUGCUCAGGACAGGGUCUUCUCCCUCUAUCCUUCCCUUUCUCUCUCUUUUUUUCCUCUCUAUUUCGUAGUCUGCUAGGAGUGAAGCUACAGUAGAGCAGUGGACUUCUGCAUGCUUUUCCAUUUUGAUCCGAUGUGAUCUCGCCCAUCCUUUUUUUUUGUUUCAUGAACUUUGGGUAAAUUACAUGUACGUAUUGUAAUUUAAGAGUAUUUAUUUGGCUCACUUUUUUUCAGUUGUAUGUGCGUGUGUGUGUGCGAGCGAGAGAAACCCAGAGUGAGUGUGCAUGCAUGUCUGUGUGCAUGUGUAUGCUUGUGUGAAUGUUUUAAUGGAUCAUUUAUUUUUCACUUUUCAUUGCCACAAUACUUUGUUUGUAACAAGAUUAUCAUUAUUAUUAUUAUUAUUAUUAUUAUUACUAUUAUUAUAGAUUCAUCAUGCAAAAUAUUUGAGUGAAAGAUGUUUCAUUUUCCACAUCCACUGAUAUUGCAGGAGUUUAUUCCAGAUUAUUUUUAGAGAGAGAUCCCCUUUUCAUAUCAGAUGCAGAUAAUUCAUCUUAAAGCCAAAUUCAUUCAGUUUGUGUCUCAUCCAGUGAAGCACACACGUUCAUAAUUAUAUUAAAAUCUUUCCUGAGCUUAGCCUUUAAUGAAGGUACAUUUACAAAACUUGAAAGCUGUGACACAUAUCUUUGUAGGUGGGAAAUCAGGCUUUUACCAAGAUUGAGACGACUUAUCCAGUAUUUGUGUUGGGCUACAUUUUAAAAUUACCUUCUGACAGGAUUUGUCCUUGAAGCUUUCGAGAUUCAUGUACAGGUGUGUGAUAGUUGGUUUGCUUUUUACUUUUGCGUGUCUGCCAUGGAAGAAAACCAAGCGAGCAAAACCUGACAAGCUGUCAUGACGAACACGUGUUUUCCAGUUGAAUUGUGUUGUUUGACACAACCGAGGCGUCUCUGUUACAUCAAC